AAUCGAAGUCACUUGAAGUCGAAGGAAUCGCCGCCAUGGCGGCUUCGAGAACGUAUGGUUCAGCCGGAGUCGAACCCCUUGGAAGCACUCCAAAGCUGGGUCGCAUGGGCUAACUCCGGGAGCCAAGUCUUGAAUCUGGGCCUUCAAGAUGGCCUAGUGGUACCAGGCUUGGGCGGCACGCUGUUGGCCUCCAGGCUACCGGCAGACGCCGAAGCUGUCGAUUGGGAGGCGGCCUUGAAGAGGCAAAAUGCUGCCAACGACGAGCUUUGUAGUGAAAAUAGUCAACUACAACUCGAAGUACAGCGGUUAGCUGCAGAAGAGUCACGCGAAGCCUGGGAGGUUCGAGCGGUACGAGUUUGCAUUUUGUCACUCUUUUCGACUUUUGCAUGUUGCAUAACAGUAGUAGUGUCCGAUCGCUCCUAGUAGCGAUGCCAGGAGCCCGGUUCGUA
Durusdinium trenchii is the source of this 449-nucleotide messenger RNA. The record is from the annotation of a GenBank genome assembly. Lineage: Eukaryota; Dinophyceae; Suessiales; Symbiodiniaceae.